This is a messenger RNA of Leptopilina heterotoma, 1432 nucleotides long. RefSeq names its product retinoid-inducible serine carboxypeptidase-like. The coding region runs from base 80 to 1381 and encodes 433 amino acids. Lineage: Eukaryota; Metazoa; Arthropoda; Insecta; Hymenoptera; Figitidae. The record is from RefSeq and is a predicted model, not a curated record. Gene Ontology annotation, molecular function: serine-type carboxypeptidase activity. The transcript is spliced from 9 exons. Gene Ontology annotation, biological process: proteolysis.
CAAUUUAUAUCAGUGUUUCUGAAGAACGUGGUCAGUAGGUUGACAAAGCAGUUACCGGAAUAAGAGUAAUAGUAAUAAAAUGUUUUCAAAAAACUGUAUUUUUAUUCUUCUAUUAGGCAUUCUUCAUGUCAGUCAUGGAAAGUCCGGAUUUGGUUCUGGCGAACAAGAAUGGGGAUUCGUGAAUGUUAGACAACACUCACAAAUGUUUUGGUGGCUUUAUUACACAACUGCUAAUGUAACGAACUACACCGAAAAGCCAUUAAUACUCUGGUUACAAGGGGGUCCAGGAGCAUCCUCCACUGGUUAUGGCAAUUUUGAAGAAAUUGGUCCACUUGAUGUUAAUUUAGCCUACAGAAAUUAUACCUGGGUUAAAAAUUACAAUGUACUAUUCAUCGACAAUCCAGUGGGAACGGGUUUCAGUAGUACUACAACGAGUAAAGCCCUUGCACGAACAAACAGGCAAAUUGCACUUGAUCUUUUAGUUUGUAUUGGAAAGUUUUUACAAAAAUUCCCUGAAUUUGAAAAGGUACCCACAUACAUUACUGCCGAAUCCUAUGGCGGGAAAAUGGCAGCUGAAUUUGCAUAUUUAUGGUACAAGGCCCAAAAGGAAGGCGAAAUUAAUAGUAACUUAAAAGGAGUUGGACUGGGAGAUUCUUGGAUUUCACCAAUUGAUUCUGUCCUGACAUGGGCUCCAUUUCUAUUAGAGACUGGUAUGGUUGACACCCAAGGAUAUCAAAAAAUAAUGGCGUCUGCAAAUAGAACAAAAGUUGCCGUAGAGAAAGAGCAGUGGAAAUUAGCAACUCAAUUAUGGGGUAUUACUGAGGGAGUUAUUCUGAACAUGACAGGCAAUAUUGACUUUUAUAAUAUUUUGUACAAGUCUAAAAGUGGAAGCAGCGUAAAAGAUCUGAACAACAAUAUUGAGGAGAACGUUAGCUUUGAAGAUACGUUCAGUGAUGCUGCUUUGGAUAGAUUGAUGAACACGAAAGUAAAGAAAGCGCUUAGAAUAAAUUCCACUUGGGGAAUACAGGGCUCUGAAGUAUUUUCUGCCCUUAACGGAGAUUUUAUGAAGCCUGCAAUUGACAUAGUGGAACUCCUUCUAAAUGAGACGGACAUUAAAGUUUUCGUGUACACUGGACAAUUAGAUUUAAUUGUCGACACACCAGGAACUCUUCUUUGGGUGGAAAAAUUGCAAUGGGAGAAUGCUAAUGAGUGGAAGUGGGCUCCUAGAGAACCAGUGGUAGUGAACAAUGUCAUUGAGGGUUACGUAAAAGCUUAUGGAAAUUUAAAAAUGUAUUGGAUAAACAGAGCAGGGCAUAUGGUUCCAACUGAUAACCCAGCGGGUACGGCGUCAAUGUUAGAAGACCUCACAAGUGAUAGUUAAAGGCGUUAUCUUACUGUAUAGUAACAAAAUAUAAUUUCGAAUUUAAUCUAA